AUAAAAAUAUAUACUUACAUGUAAAUGAUUUCAUAGUAUUAUGUACAGUUUAAUACAUAAACAUUUAGUUUUAAUUUGGUGAAUAUUGUGGUAUAUUAUCCACUUAAAAGCUUUUUGAGAUCAAUAACUUCUCAUAGCAUGAAAGGAUCCUGAGACAAAAAUUUGAGAGCCUCUGAGCGAGGAAAGAUAUUUACACAAAAAGUAAGCAGACACUUUGCCCAAGUGGUGAGAUGUUUGAUGAUAAUCCUUUCCUCUGUGUAUGCUUUUUUCCUCAGGUACUGAGGUUGAACCAUGGCUUUCGCACUGAGCUACAUCCCCAGCCCUUGUAUUUUGAGACGAGACCUUGCUAAGUCGCUAUGUUGCCCAGGCUAGGCUCGAAUUUGCCAUCUAUCCUCCCGCCUCAGUGAUAAAAUUCAUAAACGAUGGACGAAGGGCGACCCUACGGCCCGCCUCGCGUCUGAGGGCGCCCCCGGCUCCUCAUUGUGACGCCGGCCGCAGUUCGAGUCCCUGCCGGGUGCUGGGGUCUGGGCACGGCGCUGGGAGCCAUGGCCGAGGCGCAGGAGCAGUGGCUGCAGCUGCAGAAGGACAACCGCGACGGCCGCCUGCGGAAGCAGGAGCUGGAGGAGGUGGUGCGCGGCCUGGAGGUCGAGAGCGAGAGCCUCGCCGGGCGCCUGCACAGGCUACGCGAGCGGGAGCGCAGCUUGCAGCGGAGGCGAAGCCAGGCGGCACCGGCCCUACGAGGGGAGGCUCGCGAGGCGGUACGGGAGCGCGCGGAGCGGGCGCAGAGACUGCUGGAGGCUGCGGAGCGGCGCAAGCUGGAGCUGGAGCAAAGCCACAGACAACUGCAAGACCAGUUGGAGGAGCUGUCCAGUCAGCUUUUUUACUACGGAGGGGAACAGCUGAGUCAGCAGCGCGCAGAGCAGCAAGUGGGGACUCACCUGGUGGAGCUGCAGAAGCGGCUGGAGCUGGUGGAGGCCAAGUACGCCACGCAGGCGGAGGGCCUGCGGCAGGACGUGCAGCGGACGGAGGAGGCCUGGGCCAACUUCCAGGAGCAGAGCGUAGUCCUACAGGAGCUGCAGGGGAAGGUGAUGGAGGCGGCGGCUGCCCGAGACGCCUGGCGGGGCGACUCGGAACCGUGGGACUCGCGGGCUCUCCGGAUGCAGGACUGCGCGGGCUCACUCAUGGAGGAGGUGGCCAGGGCGGACUGCGUGAGCGCGGGUCGGGGCGGUCGGGCUGGAGCUGGGACCCGCAUCCUCUGGGAAGACCUGGGCGGCGCCGCGCCCGUGCCCCCGACACGGAAUGGGACGUGGGGCCCUUUUCUCGCAGGAGAAGCGGCUGUUGGGCGGCGCGGGCUCGGGGCGUCUCAGGUGAGCCAGGAGGCGGCUCCUGAGGCUGCGGGCCCCUUCCUCAUCCCCUCCCGGGCCUCUCUUCCUCGCUGCCCGUUUAUCCCUCUGUCCGUGUGCCGCAGGCUAUGGGCGUUGGGCGGGCUGCAGACCCUGGUGCUGGUUCCGCUUGUCUUCCUGGUGCUGUCGCUGCUCUACUUGGUGCUGGUGAAGCCCGACGCCAUCCGCCAGGGACUCAAGCUCCUACGCUCAGACGUCACCUUCCGCCGCCUGCGCUACACGCUGUCCCCGCUGCUUCAGUUGCGGGCGCGUGGGCUGCUGCCUGCCUAGAACGCAUCACGCUGGCCGUGGCCAUCUGCACUUCUGUCUCCCGUGUGGUUCCUGGGGCGCCCGGGGGAGACGGCUGAGGGUCCCCUCCUGACCGGCCAAACCUUCCCGGGAGAAUGGCUGAAGUGGGAGGGGGAAACCUCUCCUCAGGUCCUUCUGCUACAGCCCGUGGAGGACGGGAUGAAGGUUGUGGACCUAAGAACAUUCUGCAGCAGACACACUCUUCUCCACGAUGCUCCCUUCAUGUGUGACCUGGCAACUACCAGGCCAUCAUAUCCCACUGUUGGACUCUGAAG
Molecule: messenger RNA, 1966 nt
Organism: Heterocephalus glaber (naked mole-rat)
Lineage: Eukaryota; Metazoa; Chordata; Mammalia; Rodentia; Bathyergidae
Source: RefSeq, a predicted model, not a curated record